AUGAUAGCUCUCUUGUUUUGGUUGAAAUAUCUAUUUUCGUUUGUUUUGCCUGACUUCUUUCCAUCACAGGCCAGUAAAACAUGCACAAUGACUACGCUGAUACGACGCUCACGAAAAUUUCCUGCAGCAUCUCAUAAUCCAAACUCACUCGGAAAGUGGAUACGUUUUUCCCGCUUCCUUUACGAGACCUCACCAUUUCCUAAAGUUAUUUUCAGCCAAACAAUUAGCUACAGGAAAUCAGUUCCAGAUUUAUCCAGCCUACCAUGUCUGAACCAGGUUCUGGUUGUGGUGUUCCAGCCCAGAGAAGCUCACAGCGGGGUCCAGAGUUGCUGUCAGUGAAGCUGGGGGACUGCAGUCAAACAGUGGAACUCAAUGUGAUUGUCAAAGAGGAGGAGGAGGAGAGAGAAAUCAAUGAGGGGGAGCGAGAGGAGGACAAGGACUCUGUUGACUCAGGGGAGAUCCCCAACCCAGACACCGUCAACAAGUCCAGUUCCACAGCAUCAAGACUACCUGGGCAUGGGAGUUACUCGUGUCCUCAAUGUGAGAAGAGUUUCAGUUCCUCAACUAUUCUAAAGAAUCAUCAAAGAGUUCACACUGGAGAAAAACCUUUUCACUGCUCUGCAUGUGAGAAGAGUUUCAGUGAGAAAGUAAACCUUAAGAGACACGAGAGAGUACAUAGUGGAGAGAAGCCUUACCACUGCACCCAAUGUGGGAAGAGCUUCAAUCAUUCUGGAAGCCUUAAGGAACAUCAAAGAGUACAUACAGGGGAGAAACCUUACCACUGCACUCUUUGCAGGAAGUAUUUCAGUCAGCCAGGAAGCCUUAAGAAACAUCAGAGAAUUCAUACAGGGGAGAAACCUUACCACUGCUCACAGUGUGGAAAGAAUUUUCGUUUCGCAGGAGACCUAAAGAGUCAUCAGAGAUCACACAGUGGAGAGAAGCCGUACCACUGUUCUCAGUGUGGGGAGGGAUUCACUCAGCUCAGGCGUCUUAAAAGUCAUCAGAGGAUACACAUUGGAGGGAAGCCUGUCUGUGCUAUAAAGGUGAUUGUCAAAGAGGAGGAGGUUGAGAGGGAAAUCAAAGAGGAGGAAAAGCGAGAAGUUGAAGAGGACAAUAGUGGUAUAGUUGACCCAGAUACAUCACCAUUACCUGGUUGUAGUCUUUACCCCUGCCAUCAAUGUGGAAAGAGUUUCCGUUCCUCAAGUAAUCUACAGAAUCAUCAAAAAGUACACACAGGAGAAAAGCCUUACCACUGCUCUGAGUGUGGGGAGGGAUUCACUCAGCUACUACGUCUUAAAAGCCAUCAGAGAAUACACAAUGGAGGGAAGCCUGUCUGUGCUUUAAAUGUGAUUGUCAAAGAGGAGGGGAGUGAGAGGGAAAUCAAAGAGGAGGAAAAGCGAGAAGUUGAGGAAGAGGAGGACAAUAGUAGUGUAGGUGACCCAGAUACAUCAAGACUAUCUGGUCGUGGUCGUUACCCAUGCCAUCAAUGUGGCAAGAGUUUCCGUUCCUCAAGUAAUCUAAAGAAUCAUCAAAGAGUACACACUGGAGAGAAGCCUUAUCACUGCUCACAAUGUGGGAGGGGUUUCAGUGAGAAGGUAAACCUUAAGCGACAUGGCAAAGUACAUAGUGGAAAGAAGCCUUACCACUGCACCCAAUGUGAGAAGAGCUUUAAUUAUUCAGGAAGCCUUAAGGAACACCAGAGAACACAUACAGGGGAGAAGCCUUACCACUGCUCUCUUUGCGAUAAGAGUUUCAGUCAGCCAGGAAACCUUAAGAAACAUCAGAGAAUACAUACAGGGGAAAAGCCUUACCACUGCUCUCUUUGCGGUAAGAGUUUCAGUCAGCCAGGAAACCUUAAGAAACACCAGAGAGUACAUACAGGCGAGAAGCUUUACCACUGCUCUCAUUGUGGGGGGGGUUUCACUCAGCUAAGAAGUCUUAAAAGUCAUGAGAAAAUACAUAUUGGAGGGGAGCCUGCCUGUGCUUUCAAUGUGAUUGUCAAGGAAGAGGAGGAGGAGGAGGAGGGAGAAAAGAAAGAAGUUGGGGGAGAGGAGAAUGACGUGAAAUAAAGGUGAAGUGAGGAUACAUAAGCAACUCUACAGGUAUUGAAAUUCACACCUAUCCUUGCAAUUGCAUCUUCUGUGACAGCAUGGUCAUGGGCAGCACCAUUUGAGUUUUAAAUCAGUAAGGGCUUUCCUGCACAACUGUAAAAUCCGACUGUAGCCUUGUCACAGCCAGGUCAGCAGUCGGGGUAAUUCCGUAACGUAAUAGUAUCAUCCGUAUUUAGAUGAGAUCGAGACAAGAUCAUUAACAACUAUAGUGGUUGCUGUAAUAGUGCUAUGCCCAGGCCUAAAGCCUGAUUGGUUUACAUUAACAAUACAUGUCUCAUUGUAAACCAGGUUGCCUGUCCGGGCCUAAGCCUGUGUUCCUGGCCUUGACCCAAGCAUCAUUUAUUUUAUGAAUUACUUCUGAACAGGAUACCACCACCUAAUGUACUGCAGUGUGAAUAGACUGAACAAGAUACCACCCCCUAAUGUGCUGCAGUGUGUACAGUCUGAACAGGAUACCACCACCUAAUGUGCUGCAGUGUGUACAGUCUGAACAGGAUACCACCACCUAAUGUGCUGCAGUGUGUACAGUCUGAACAGGAUACCACCACCUAAUGUGCUGCAGUGUGUACAGACUGAACAGGAUACCACCUAAUGUGCUGCAGUGUGUACAGUCUGAACAGGAUACCACCACCUAAUGUGCUGCACUGUGUACAGACUGAACAGGAUACCACCACCUAAUGUACUGCAGUGUGAAUAGUCUGAACAGGAUACCACCUAAUGUGCUGCAGUGUGUACAGUCUGAACAGGAUACCACCUAAUGUGCUGCAGUGUGUACAGUCUGAACAGGAUACCACCUAAUGUGCUGCAGUGUGUACAGUCUGAACAGGAUACCACCACCUAAUGUGCUGCAGUGUGUACAGACUGAACAGGAUACCACCUAAUGUACUGCAGUGUGUACAGUCUGAACAGGAUACCACCUAAUGUACUGCAGUGUGUACAGUCUGAACAGGAUACCACCACCUAAUGUACUGCAGUGUGUACAGUCUGAACAGGAUACCACCUAAUGUACUGCAGUGUGUACAGACUGAAGAGGUACAAAGCCAAAGUUGGUGAUUUACUGCUACCUGCAGUUAUGGAAUGUUAGCUCAGGACUAUAAUUCAUUGGUUGACUCCUCCUCCUGACCUCCUCCCGACCUGGAUGGAAUUAUACGACCUGGAUAUAGUGCACUACAUUUGACCAUGAUUUUGUAAUGAGAUGUUUGACGAGCAGGUGUCCACAUACACUACAUCGGUUACCACAACAUUGGUUACAAAAAUAUCUUCCUUUAUCUUUUUUUAUAAUUUUCACAUAUGUUGAUUUUGGGGUGGUGCUGGAGAUGAUGAAUAUGUAGUAGAAUGUUUUUUGAAAUGUCCCUUUAAAGGUACUUAUGCUCAUGUACACGACUAACAUUUAAAUGUAAAACAGUUCACAGUAGCAUAAUCUAUAUUUGACUUGAGCUGAAUACUGGGGCUGAGUCUGUAUGUAGUAUAUACAGUGGGGCAAAAAAGUAUUUAGUCAGCCACCAAUUGUGCAAGUUCUCCCACUUAAAAAGAUGAGGCCUGUAAUUUUCAUCAUAGGUACACUUCAACUAUGACAGACAAAAUGAGAAAAAAAAUCCAGAAAAUCACAUUGUAGGAUUUUUUAUGAAUUUAUUUGCAAAUUAUGGUGGAAGAUAAGUAUUUGGUCACCUACAAACAAGCAAGAUUUCUGGCUCUCACAGACCUGUAACUUCUUCUUUAAGAGGCUCCUCUGUCCUCCACUCGUUACCUAUAUUAAUGGCACCUGUUUGAACUUGUUAUCAGUAUAAAAGACACCUGUCCACAACCUCAAACAGUCACACUCCAAACUCCACUAUGGCCAAGACCAAAGAGCUGUCAAAGGACACCAGAAACAAAAUUGUAGACCUGCACCAGGCUGGGAAGACUGAAUCUGGGUAAGCAGCUUGGUUUGAAGAAAUCAACUGUGGGAGCAAUUAUUAGGAAAUGGAAGACAUACUGAUAAUCUCCCUCGAUCUGGGGCUCCACGCAAGAUCUCACCCCGUGGGGUCAAAAUGAUCACAAGAACGGUGAGCAAAAAUCCCAGAACCACACGGGGGGAUCUAGUGAAUGACCUGCAGAGAGCUGGGACCAAAGUAACAAAGCCUACCAUCAGUAACACACUACGCCGCCAGGGACUCAAAUCCUGCAGUGCCAGACGUGUCCCCCUGCUUAAACCAGUACAUGUCCAAGCCCGUCUGAAGUUUGCUAGAGAGCAUUUGGAUGAUCCAGAAGAAGAUUGGGAGAAUGUCAUAUGGUCAGAUGAAACCAAAAUAGAACUUUUGGUAAAAACUCAACUCGUCGUGUUUUGGAGGACAAAGAAUGCUGAGUUGCAUCCAAAGAACACCAUACCUACUGUGAAGCAUGGGGGUGGAAACAUCAUGCUUUGGGGCUGUUUUUCUGCAAAGGGACCAGGACGACUGAUCCGUGUAAAGGAAAGAAUGAAUGGGGCCAUGUAUCGUGAGAUUUUGAGUGAAAACCUCCUUCCAUCAGCAAGGGCAUUGAAGAUGAAACGUGGCUGGGUCUUUCAGCAUGACAAUGAUCCCAAACACACCGCCCGGGCAACGAAGGAGUGGCUUCGUAAGAAGCAUUUCAAGGUCCUGGAGUGGCCUAGCCAGUCUCCAGAUCUCAACCCCAUAGAAAAUCUUUGGAGGGAGUUGAAAGUCCAUGUUUCCCAGCAACAGCCCCAAAACAUCUGCAUGGAGGAAUGGGCCAAAAUACCAGCAACAGUGUGUGAAAACCUUGUGAAGACUUACAGAAAACGUUUGACCUCUGUCAUUGCCAACAAAGAGUAUAUAACAAAGUAUUGAGAUAAACUUUUGUUAUUGACCAAAUACUUAUUUUCCACCAUAAUUUGCAAAUAAAUUCAUAAAAAAUCCUACAAUGUGAUUUUCUGGAUUUUUUUUCUCAUUUUGUCUGUCACAGUUGAAGUGUACAAGUACAGGCCUCUCUCAUUUUUUUAAUUGGGAGAACUUGCACAAUUGGUGGCUGACUAAAUACUUUUUUGCCCCACUGUACUAGGGCUGAGUCUAUAUAUAGUAUAUACUGGGUCUGAGUCUAUAUAUAGUAUAUACUGGGUCUGAGUCUAUAUAUAUUAUAUACUGGGGCUGAAUGUCCCAAAUGGCGCACUAUUCCCUCUGUAGAAAAAAAGUAGUGCACUAUAGAAUAGGGCCCAUAGACAAAUAUAGUGCACUACUUUUGACCAUGCACCCUAUUCUGUAGUGCACUACAUUUGACCAUGGGCCUUAUUCUGUAGUGCACUACAUUUGACCAUGGGCCAUAUUCUGUAGUGCACUACAUUUGACCAUGGGCCCUAUUCUGUAGUGCACUACUUUUGACCAUGCACCCUAUUUUGUAGUGCAAUACAUUUGUCCAUGGGCCCUAUGGGCUAUUCUAUUGAAUACAAAAUAAGUCCAUAGACUCCAGUAGAAUUCAGUUGUGGAUAUUUUUUAUACAUGAUUAAACUCAGUAGAAGGGCUGGUUUGUAUUGACAUCAAGUCUAUUGUUAUUUCAUGAUCUGGAUGGAACCGGUGUUUAAAACAGGGUUUUGAACCUGAAAGUAUUUUCCAAUCAUUUUGUUCUGAACAGAACCGUUAUUGUUUUUUUGUUCCAUUCCAGCAAAGUAAAGUUCUGAACCGGUUCGAACCAUGACGUGCUGGGCAUCUUGUUGUUAUGACGUGUAUUAUCUGAAUUAGGCCCACGGAAGUAUACCUACGGAGGAGCGGCUUCUAUGAUGAAGCUUUGAAUAUCUUUGAACUUCAGAGAGAUGGCUUUAACUAACGUUGGACCAGAACUAUCCCUUAAUCAUGACUCUCAGUUCUAUUACAGUACAGAACUCCUAGAGUUUUGGAAAUCGAGACCAGCUAGCUAGCUAACAAGCUAGCUAUCUAGACCAGCUAGCUAUCUAACAAGCUAGCUAUCUAACAAGCUAGCUAUCUAACAAGCUAGCUAGCUAACAAGCUUGUGUGUGCAGAGCCGCACCAGAAUUAAAAUAAAAACACGUCUUACCUUUUUUGUAGUUAAUGAAUCCAAUGUGAAACGUGAUAACUAUAGUAUCCUUAACUAGCAUUGAAAUAGUUGAUUAAUGAUCUCUAAUUAAACCUCUCUCUCCGUAAUGUCUGAAUCACGCCUGUAAUGUCAGUAGCUACAGUAGACUAUGCAUGCUUCGGUGGGAGGGGAGGGGGAAUGUAGCCUACACACACACUGGCAAAGAGUUUCAGCAGGCAGACACUGGAAUACAUUUCUGAGUGCAUAGGGACUGGAAAAAAAUGCCUGGAAUGUAAAAUAACAUUAUUAACCAGUUCCCAUGCUUUUAAAAUAACUGUUCUGUUCCGGAACAGUAUAGAUCCCUUUUGUUGUCAGUUCUGGUUCUGUUCCUUGAAAUUCCGGUUUUCUUUUCUGUUCCCUGAACUGGUUCCAACCCCUUGUUUAGAAUAUUGUAAAGUAUCCAUUAAUUAAAUAAUAAAUGCUAACAAACUGUAA
Messenger RNA from Salvelinus fontinalis (brook trout), 6608 nucleotides. RefSeq names its product zinc finger protein 271-like. The record is from RefSeq and is a predicted model, not a curated record. The transcript is spliced from 3 exons. NCBI's taxonomy places the organism in Eukaryota, Metazoa, Chordata, Actinopteri, Salmoniformes, Salmonidae. The coding region runs from base 264 to 2069 and encodes 601 amino acids.